This is a messenger RNA of Gastrolobium bilobum, 917 nucleotides long. RefSeq names its product chaperone protein dnaJ 11, chloroplastic-like. The record is from RefSeq and is a predicted model, not a curated record. Bases 71 to 559 code for a protein of 162 amino acids. Lineage: Eukaryota; Viridiplantae; Streptophyta; Magnoliopsida; Fabales; Fabaceae. The transcript has a single exon.
UCAUUCCUCACAUUCUAUUCCAAAAUCUCAACUUCAUACAACGACAACGUUUUGUAACGUAUCAACAAACAUGCUCUCCUCAGUUUCCUUUCCUGCGUCUCUCUCAGCCACUAGCCUCACCGGCAACGCCGUGGCUUCACCGCCGUGCCGAGUGAGAUCCCGGCCAAUAGUCGCCUUCGCCACUGCCACUGCCACUGCCACCGCAACCGCCGAUGCUCGUUCUACCUGGACGGAGCAACCGAGGCCUUCGUAUCUGAACUCCUCGUGCUCUUCGCUCUACGAUAUUCUAGGCAUCCCCGCCGGCGCCUCCAACCAGGAGAUCAAGGCGGCGUAUCGGCGUCUAGCCAGGCUCUGCCACCCGGACGUGGCGGCGAUCGACCGGAAGAACACAUCAGCUGACGAUUUCAUGAAGAUCCACGCCGCGUACUCUACCCUGUCGGAUCCAGACAAGCGCGCCAAUUACGACCGCAGCCUCUUCCGGCGACAACGGCCGUUGUCGACGGCAUCGAUGUUUUCCGGCUAUACGAGUCGGAACUGGGAAACGGACCAGUGCUGGUAGUGAGUCGACUCGUCAGCGUGGAAGCCCCUUGGCUUAAUUAGAGUGUCUAGAAACGAGAGAAGGCGCAGUUAUUGAAGCGUUCUUGCCUUGCCUAUAAUUAAUCAAUUACUAAUUAGUUAGUUAUCGGAGUUUGUAUUAUACUACGUAUAUGUACAUAUACACGUACGUAGAUAUAGAAACAGCUUGAUCUUGAAUUCUUGAUGGUUCUUCAUUACUAAUUACAAAUUAGGAUUCUGCUGAGCUUUCCACUACAAUACAGUAGAAGACUGCCAUUUGCGUGGUAUUGUUUCCUUAUAAUGUAACCUUUCUUCCAUGAUUCCAUCAAAUUUCAUGGACCAACAAAAAGAAGAAGAAAAAU